Beta vulgaris subsp. vulgaris (sugar beet) is the source of this 2199-nucleotide messenger RNA. Its product is annotated as ATP synthase subunit a, chloroplastic. The coding region runs from base 205 to 963 and encodes 252 amino acids. The record is from RefSeq and is a predicted model, not a curated record. The transcript has a single exon. NCBI's taxonomy places the organism in Eukaryota, Viridiplantae, Streptophyta, Magnoliopsida, Caryophyllales, Amaranthaceae. Gene Ontology annotation, molecular function: proton transmembrane transporter activity. Gene Ontology annotation, biological process: proton motive force-driven ATP synthesis.
AAAAAACAGACUUCCUAAACUCUAUAUCGGUUACUAGAUCCUGAAUCUCAAAAACUAGUUUAAAAUAACUGGGGAUAUUAUGUAAUCAAUGGGUAUCCUAAAUAUAAAAUUCUAUUUACUAUAUUAAUAGUAAAUAGAAUUUUAAAGUAGACAAGUCGAGAAAAAGAUGGUUGAAUCAAAAUAAUUUUUUUUUAAGUUAUAUUUAUGUCAGAGGACAAUAUGAAUGUUCUAUCAUAUUCAAUCAACGCACUAAAGGGGUUAUAUGAUAUAUCUGGUGUGGAAGUAGGCCAACAUUUCUAUUGGCAAAUAGGGGGUUUCCAAAUCCACGGCCAGGUACUUAUAACUUCUUGGGUUGUAAUUGCUAUCUUAUUAGGUUCAGCGGCUAUAGCUGUUCGCAGUCCACAAACCAUUCCGACUGGCGGUCAAAAUUUUUUUGAAUAUGUUCUUGAAUUCAUUCGAGAUGUGAGCAAAACUCAAAUUGGAGAAGAAUAUCGCCCUUGGGUUCCCUUUAUUGGGACUAUGUUUCUAUUUAUUUUUGUUUCUAAUUGGUCAGGGGCUCUUUUACCUUGGAAAAUCAUACAGUUACCUCACGGGGAGUUAGCCGCACCCACGAAUGAUAUAAAUACUACUGUUGCUUUAGCUUUACUCACGUCAGUAGCCUAUUUCUAUGCGGGUCUUACAAAAAAAGGAUUAGGUUAUUUUGGUAAAUACAUUCAACCAACUCCAAUUCUUUUACCGAUUAACAUCUUAGAAGAUUUUACAAAACCUCUAUCACUUAGUUUUCGACUUUUCGGAAAUAUAUUAGCGGAUGAAUUAGUAGUUGUGGUUCUUGUUUCUUUAGUACCUUUAGUGGUUCCUAUACCUGUCAUGUUUCUUGGAUUAUUUACAAGUGGUAUUCAGGCUCUUAUUUUUGCAACUUUAGCCGCAGCUUAUAUAGGCGAAUCCAUGGAGGGUCAUCAUUGAUUAGUCUCUUAGGAAGAGCCUAUCUUUUAGUUUAGAUUCAGGUAAUAUCUGUGUAUGUGUGGCUCAAGAUACUCUAUCUUGAUAAUUUAGAGCAUAUAAAUAGACAAAUACAUACAGUUUAAGGGUAAUAGAAAAAAACGAUAUUCGAGAGGGGGGGCCAGGUAUGUGGAUAAUGACUAUAAGUUAAUUCUUUCAGAUUAGAUGUUUCAAAGAAUAAUUCAAAAAUCCGAUUGAAUUAAAAAUAUAAUAGACGGUUUACGUUAUGUAAGAAACAUAUGUAUAUUUUAUAUUAGAUAUUGACAAGUUAUAUAUGAACUCAAAUUUAGUAAUAUUUAAUUUGUCCUACUUGAAUUUCGAUAGAGAUACCAACCGAAGUCCUUCCGUUUCGUUUAUGACUGCGAAUUGAAUGAAGAAAAUAAAGAAAAAGAUCAAAGAAUGAUUAAUGAUUAGAAAAAGGAAAUGGAAAAGCUUAAGUUGUAUUGAUUCAGAACGACUCAACAAAUAGGAACUAAAAAAGAUGAAAUUUUUCUAAUGAUCUAAUAAUAGUAUUAUUUCCAUUUUCAAUUUGUCGUUUUUAGUUAUUUCGACUGGAUGAAUCUUAGCAAUGGAAUAAUUAAGUCAUAAUGCAUUGGUUGAUUGUAUCAUUAACCAUUUCUUUUUUUUUGUGUGAGGAACUUAUCAUGAAUCCACUGAUUUCUGCCGCUUCCGUUAUUGCUGCUGGAUUGGCUGUAGGGCUUGCUUCUAUUGGACCUGGAGUGUAUUUGCGAGACAGCCCGAAGCAGAGGGAAAAAUACGAGGUACUUUAUUACUUAGUUUAGCUUUUAUGGAAGCUUUAACAAUUUAUGGAUUGGUUGUAGCAUUAGCGCUUUUAUUUGCAAAUCCUUUUGUUUAAUCCAAGAAAAAGAAAAGAAAUAUGAGAAAUACAUAUAUCUUUUCUAUUCUUGGACUUGCAGGUUGCUUUUUCUCAUUAUAGUAAAAUAUCGCUCCUACACAAUUACUUAAUUUGUUGAAAAAAUAAUCCACGGGAAGGACUUAUUUGAGGAUGAAGAAUUCGUGUUACCCACUCGCUUUCUUCCUUCCUUCCCCUUCUUAAUUCGAAGGAGAAGUGUUGCAACAAGGGAGGGUAUUUCGCAAUUCACAUGAAACCUAGUACCUAAUUAGUAAUUCGAUUCCAAUAAGUUAAGUAUUAUUCUUAUUGGGAAUUUUUUAAUCUCAAUUAAAAAAAAAAAAAGAAAA